Messenger RNA from Polistes dominula (European paper wasp), 921 nucleotides. RefSeq lists its product as uncharacterized. Lineage: Eukaryota; Metazoa; Arthropoda; Insecta; Hymenoptera; Vespidae. The record is from RefSeq and is a predicted model, not a curated record. Gene Ontology annotation, molecular function: chitinase activity. Gene Ontology annotation, biological process: cell wall macromolecule catabolic process; chitin catabolic process.
AUAAAACUGAUGCGAAUUUCUAUUGGACGUCAGUAUUGUUUCGAACACGCGCAGUAAUCGUUUGUUCAAUUCAAAUAGAAUUUAGCAAAUAAUUGUCAAUAACCAACAAUCAUGACAAUAUCUAAAUCAACAGUAAGAAGUGUAUUGGAGGAUUUGGGUUAUCAUCCAGUAUCAUCGUAUUUAAACGCUAUCGUUGAGGAGGCCAAUGAUUUCGGUGACAAAAAUGAAGCUGUAAUGUUUUUAGCACAAACAGCUCACGAGACAGGUGGAUAUCGAUAUAUUGAAGAAAUAGCAUACGCUGGAUCUGGUAGAAUUGCAACAGAGUAUGGUACUGGUGCACCAGGAAAAUCUUAUCAUGGGAGAGGAUUUAUUCAAUUGUCGUGGCCCGAUAAUUACAGGGCUGCUUCUUCGGCUUUAGGUAUGGGUGAUAAAUUAUACAGACAUCCUGAACUCGUGGUGCAAGAUUUAAGUAUCGCUGCAAGUGUAUCCUCAUGGUAUUGGCGUAGCAGAGUUAGACCUGUUGCUGGUGAUAUGAGCCAAUUUGGAUUGACAACUAAAGCAAUUAAUGGUGCUUUAGAAUGUAGAGGACAAAAUGUUGAUAAAAGUAAAAACAGAUAUAGAAUAUACAAAGCACUUGCACGUGAACUUGGAAUACGUAAMAUGUCAUCCGAAUGUGGUUGCUACAAUUAAUAGAUUUUUUUCUUCAAUAAUUUUUUUCUAUGAUUUUCCUCAUUCUUUGGAUAACGAAAUAUGAAUUCAAUUUAAAGGACCAUUAUUAUUAUUAUUAUUAUUAUUAUUCAUUGAACUACAAAUGGAGAUGACAAUUAAAAUAUAAUAUAAUAGAUUUAUAUACUAGGUGAUGGAUUUGAUAAUAUCGUAAAACAUGUAUUAUCGCAAAACUCAAUAAAAUAAUUAAGUUUA